Fundulus heteroclitus (mummichog) is the source of this 3508-nucleotide messenger RNA. It is a transcript of the gene gabrg1, whose product is annotated as gamma-aminobutyric acid type A receptor subunit gamma1. NCBI's taxonomy places the organism in Eukaryota, Metazoa, Chordata, Actinopteri, Cyprinodontiformes, Fundulidae. Gene Ontology annotation, cellular component: synapse; neuron projection; postsynapse. Gene Ontology annotation, molecular function: transmitter-gated monoatomic ion channel activity involved in regulation of postsynaptic membrane potential; GABA-gated chloride ion channel activity; GABA-A receptor activity. Gene Ontology annotation, biological process: signal transduction; regulation of postsynaptic membrane potential; chloride transport. The record is from RefSeq and is a predicted model, not a curated record.
UUCAGCCAUUGGGCCCAGCAAACAGGAGGACGAGGACUAUGAGGACGUACCCAUAAAUAAAACCUGGGUGCUAUCACCAAAGGUCUAUGAGAGCGACGUGACGCUGAUCCUGAAUAAGCUGCUGCAGGGCUAUGACAACAAACUCCGGCCUGACAUCGGAGUGCGGCCCACGGUGAUUGAAACAGCAGUCUAUGUCAACAGCAUCGGGCCAGUGGACCCCAUCAACAUGGAAUAUACCAUUGACAUCUUCUUUGCCCAGACGUGGUACGACAGCCGACUGAAGUUCAACAGUUCAAUGAAGCUGCUCAUGCUCAACAGUAACAUGGUAGGCAAAAUCUGGAUUCCCGACACCUUCUUCAGGAAUUCCCGCAAAUCCGAUGCCCACUGGAUCACAACUCCCAACCGACUGCUGAGGCUGUGGAGUAAUGGGAGAGUCAUGUACACGCUAAGGUUGACUAUUAAUGCGGAGUGCUACCUUAAGCUGCAUAACUUUCCAAUGGAUGAGCACUCGUGUCCCCUGGAGUUUUCGAGCUAUGGUUAUCCUAAGAACGAGAUCACAUAUCGGUGGCAAAGGCGGGCGGUGGAGGUGGCCGACCAGCGUUAUUGGAGACUCUACCAAUUUGCUUUUGUGGGGAUGAGGAACACCACCGAUGAGGCGCACACUCAGUCAGGGGAGUAUGUCAUCAUGACAAUAUUUUUUGACCUGAGUCGACGGAUGGGCUACUUCACUAUCCAGACCUACAUUCCCUGCAGCAUGAUUGUGGUCCUUUCCUGGGUCUCCUUCUGGAUUAACAAAGAUGCUGUCCCAGCUCGGACAUCUCUAGGAAUCACUACAGUCCUCACUAUGACAACUUUGAGCACCAUCUCCCGGAAAUCCCUGCCAAAGGUUUCCUACAUCACAGCCAUGGAUUUGUUCGUGUCCGUCUGCUUCAUAUUCACCUUCGCUGCUCUCAUGGAAUAUGGCACCUUGCACUACUUCACCAGCAACCGGCAGACCAAGAAGACUAAAGCCAACAACAGUGCUCAGCAGAAAGUUCCCAGCAUGGUAAAUAUCCGGCCUGGAACGUCCCUGUUGCAGAUGAACAACAUCGUGCCAUAUCACGAGGACGACGACUACGCGUACGAUUGCUUAGACGGAAAAGACUGUGCCAGCUUCUUCUGCUGCUUUGACGACUGCCGAACAGGGGCCUGGAGAGAAAACAGGAUGCACGUACGGGUUUCCAAGAUCGAUUCUUACUCGCGAAUAUUUUUUCCCACUGCUUUUGGCCUUUUUAAUCUAGUUUACUGGAUUGCUUAUCUGUAUUUAUAAAAGAAAAUGUUUAUUUAUAAAUCAAAUCAGCUGGAGUUUAACAUCUGCAAGCAUCUCAGCUGCUUUUAGAAUAGAUAGAAAUAACUUUGCAUACUGUUGCUUUGAUACCAUAAAGGUCCUGGCUGCAGAGGCAUAAUAGACAAACAACGCCAACAUCUUUAUCCUGCAAACCAAUCAGGAAAAGAAUAAUGAAAGUUAGGCUGAUUUCUUUUUGAAUUGCGCUGUGAUUUUGCACAUGUAAAACUCCAGUUCACACAGAGGAUCAAUUGCCAUCAAUCUUUAAUAUAACAGCCCAAAUGUUUAUUUUAUUUUUGCCGCUGUGCAUUGAUAUCAGGCUUUGCACUUUGCAGCUGGAAUUGAGGCAUAUUGUCCCUAAAUUGAAAGAUAGGUUCCUUGAUUUCUCUUCAGAAAGGCAGUAACUUCUCUGAAUAGCCAAUUUCUUUGGUUCGGAACAAUCAUGGAGUGUACUUUUUACAAAUACAACUUCAUUGUUCUCUGGGUCUUUUCUGUGGGCAAUCAGGAGUGACAACGGUUGUUUUUCUGGUGGACAGAUUUUAUACUUUCAUGUAUUAUAUGUUGCAAAAAAAAAAAAAAGGAUUGAGUUAAUGCCCUUUUCAGGCAAACACAUCCGUUUUUAAUUUAACCUUUCCAGCUGUAAACUGAUUGUUUUCUUACCGAAGACGUUCACAGAGAUCCAUAAAAGGCUACACAUCAUUUUGUACAGGUUUGUGGCAUCUAAAGCACUUCUUGACAACACUGUCCUAUACUUCAGCACAGCAAUAGUUUUAAAGGCAGCUUUUAGUAGCAGAAAGUGUAAAAGAACAAAUACCCAUUUGGUUAUGUUUCACCUUCAGGCAUGCAUGCAUGCAUGUUAAAAAACAGACUUUCUUCAGAAUUUAAAUAAUUUGACAUCAUGGGUAGAUUAAUUACACAAGUUGUGUUUUAUUAAUCUUUUAUUUUUAGUUGGAGGUGAGUUUAGGAACAGAACAUAAAGAUGGAGCAGUCCAGAGAAACUGAAAUCAGGGAGAUGCUCACCCCUUUUUAACAUAGAAAAGGUUGGGAUCGCAGGAACAAGACCAGGUCAUGUUUUGUCUCAACAUGUGCAUCCAAUGUUGUCCAUGCAGUCCUGCAACUUGAAGCGUAAAGCACUGAUUUUUAGUUUUUCCAACCUUGUGAUGUUCCAGAUUCCCCUGCCAAACUUUAACAUGUGUUCAAUCAUUGCAGUUACUGAGGAUACCAAGCCAUGAAGGGUAUCAGGUGAAAUAAUUUCUGCAAACGGGUCCCACAGUGUCCAACAGUAAGGAGUUGUCACAUAUUAGGUUAAACGUUGAUAGUGCAGAAUGUUUGAAGGCUUUAGUGUUGCACAGGAGCCGUCGUUAUUAAAGUAGCAAUAAGCAAAAUUUCACUACUAGGUCGGCCAUUGAGCUCUGUCUGUAGACCAAAACAAGAUGUGUGACAAGCCAUGACUCUCCAUCUCCGCUCCAGCUGCAACCCAGCCCCCUCUCUCCCCUUGCUUUCUCAUCUGUCGCCUUGAUCCGCAUAUUUGCAAAGGAUAAAUACACAGCAAAACAUCAUCACCUUUUGGAGGAACAUGUCUAGCGAAGAAGUAAAUAACUCAUUACUUUAUAACGCUUUUAGCAAGAGAACAUUUCGUUCUGCUGGGCGUACUCUCUGCCACGUUGCUCCUACGCUACACUGCUCUGGCGGUGGCAUUUUAUGGGCAAGGAGGGGCUAAGCCCUGAGUGAAGCUGUUCACAUGAACGUAUGUAUGCACUGACGGCCGACCCGGCUUUGUAAACAAGAGACUGGAAAACAACACAGAGAGAUGAUAUGUGACGUCAUACCAAAUUCCAUCUAAAAAGAUACCUUUACUUCUUUAUAUCACUAUAUUUUAGUUCUUUCUAUCUAUAAUAAUUCAAUUUCGCUUAUUGCUACUUUAAAGAAAAUGUAUCUUUGCUAAUAAGCCUUGCUAAUGUAAAUUAUAGCAUUAUAAAAAAGUGACAGCAUUUAUUCUGUUUAAAGCUGUUAAGCAUUUCUUGUAAAUAUUUACAAAAUCUUUUAACUUUCAGCUGUAAAAAGCUUGUAAACUUUGCAGAUCAGCAUUUAAUGGCCAAAUGUCUUAUUGUUUAAAGGAGCAUAGUGCAAGUUCCAGAGUUUUUGCAGAAGUUUGCCACCUGUGGCCACAAGUAAAAAUUACAC